This is a messenger RNA of Fimicolochytrium jonesii, 870 nucleotides long. RefSeq lists its product as uncharacterized. Bases 1 to 870 code for a protein of 289 amino acids. NCBI's taxonomy places the organism in Eukaryota, Fungi, Chytridiomycota, Chytridiomycetes, Spizellomycetales, Powellomycetaceae. The record is from RefSeq and is a predicted model, not a curated record. The transcript is spliced from 6 exons.
AUGCCCUACCUUACACAUUGGAGAGUCUGGCCGGGCUGCAAGGAAUGGAGCCACAGUGAGCCGAACAAGGAGUGCAAUGGAAAAACGCCUACCAGACUCUCCAAUGUGAAUGGCAUCAUUCCUGGAAACACACUCUGGCAUCGCCCACCAACGGUUGGCUGGUACUAUAUGGCCAGCAAUUCUGCGCGGUUCUGGGCCUGGCAGCUUGGAGAGCUUGGAGGUUGGAUGGGUGGCAGCCUCGCGCCCCAAGAACCUGUCUCCCACCUCUAUAUCUACCAGAACCCAAGGAAUGCUCGGGAAGCAGAGGAAGUCUUCCUGAACCACUUGGAACUUCUGCGACGAGACCCUUCGGAAGAGGAUGUGCCCAGACCACCAGUGGAACUUUUGCAACUGCUGCCAUUAGCAGCACUUCUCUGGCCUCCCAGAGAAGGCAGACCACUUGAGGAAGUCACCAAUCUUGAAAAUCCGGAAGCAAUGGCGUUCCCGUUGCGUAGUCUCGGGCAUGUUGUCGGGGAACUCCUUCCCUUGAACGCAUACGUCUUCCAUACCGCCGGCGAUGACAGCAGGGCCCUUCUGGAUAUCCUCAUCUACGUGAGAAGCUGGUUCGUAAGAUCUUCACAGAACGUUCUGCCUGGUGUCGGCCCCGUGAUAUGGUGCAAUCCAGCUCAGUGGAUAAGGGAUGGGAUGGAGAGCGGGAGGUGGAAGAGUUUGGAUGUUGACGGGUUGAGGGGGGUUGUUGAGUCCCCAAAGAUCGAGGGUAUCAUGAGCCAACUCAGGGUUGAUAUUGGGUUUUUCGGCUUUCGGAGGCAGCAUUUCGCUUCACGUUGUUGGGUAACGGCAUCUUUACACUACGGUACCGGCGAGUUUUGA